Lepisosteus oculatus (spotted gar) is the source of this 2881-nucleotide messenger RNA. Lineage: Eukaryota; Metazoa; Chordata; Actinopteri; Semionotiformes; Lepisosteidae. The record is from RefSeq and is a predicted model, not a curated record.
UCUGGCAGGUGUGGGAAUUCUGGGAUUAGAUUUGUUGUCUUGGGGAAGAAUGUUUGUCUAAUGCCAGAGUAUCUGUCACGGUGCAGUAGUCCAAUGUUAACUCAGUCCCUGUCAACAGCGUUUGGAUGCACGGUGAAGUGUAUUUCUCCCUUUUUUUCUUUUUGUUUUCCAAGAGCUCUAAACGGGGGUGGUUCAGUUGGUUCAAGUCCAAACCCGCCUCGCGUGUGGAGCCAGCCGCCCAGGUGGAGGGAGAUCGAGGCACCGACGGGGCUGGAGAGGACGCCUCAGCCCCUCCUCUGACGGCGCCCCCCCCAGGAGGAUCCGGAGCAGCGUUCCCCCCCCCGGCCUCCACAGGAGUCAACCCCUUCUCAAGACGGGCGGGGAGACGGGACACGGUGCAGGAGGGGAGGCCUCAGCCUACAGAGGGAGGGCUCACGGCUCUGUCUCAGGGACCUUGAGCUUAAAAUUUGGUCACCCAGUUCAGCGGGACUGGAUUACUUGGGUCCAACACAACUACAGGUCUCAGGAAUUAUUUUAAUAGCCACAGCUGGAAUCCGAUUUUACCACGGAACAGAAGAACUCAUUUGAAACCCCGUCUGUGCCUCAACUCUGGAACUCGGACAACCCUUCAGUUCUCGUGUCGAUCUGGAAGCCUCGUUGAGCACAUCGGAGAGUCCUGGACCUGUUUUUUUUAGCCUUUAUGCUACCAAGGCAGUAAGAGGGGGCUCAGGUUAAAUCUGCAGCCUCGCACGCUGGUGGCCGUGCUCUUGUGUGAUCGUGAGGCUCCUCUCCUGGCUUGUUCCCCGCUCUGUUCAGCAGACGCAGGGGAUGAACUGCAGCCUGGCGGGGUUUCGCUUGCUCAGUGCAAAUGGGCACAGCAGCCACGGCACCUCCUUCAGCUAAUGUUACCAGUUUAUUCAGAUACUUGCUGAUGAACAUCAUUCCCUAGGCAGAGUCGUCUCAGCAAUUCCUUGAGCUCCUCUGUCUAUGCUAAGUGAAAUGUAAGAGGUGGAGGAAAAUACUUUUAUGCCACUAUUACACACCUACGGUAUAUGACAAGUUAUUUUUUAUUUAUCCUUUUGGUCAAGAAGCACAAAUCUGGAAAACAGGCAUGUUUCCCUAGUGUCUGUUUAUAGUUCUGUUCUGAGUGAACCUUGAAUAUUAACUUAUGCCUGAUGUGUCUGAGCCACAGUGGUAUAGGCUGGGGGCUUCAGGAGUAAUGCAGUUGAAAUGCUUAAUAAAAAAAAAACAAAACUUCUAACAAAGUAUCAAGGGUGUAGGGUAAAAAAAAAAAAAUCACUUUCCCAGUUUUAGCUUGAACUUAUUCUCUUUUGUAGAUAUUUUUACAGAUGAAUAAAAUGCAGUUUUGAGUUUUAGUUAUUGCUAUCUAAUUUGAUAGCAAAAAAAUCUGGUCACCUUACAUAAACACACUGGCCUCAACUGAAGAUAGACGAAAAGCAGUUGUCAUUUCUUUCUAGAAAAUUGGCCCCACUACAGCAGCAGCUUUUAAUUACUCCAGAAUUGUUACUCAUUAGCAAAUCUCCUUUUACCAUUACUCUGCAGAUGCCUGUCCUGCACAAGCCAAGUGUUUUUUCUGGGCUGGCGGAGCCGGCGAUGUGGGCUCUGCUCCAGCUCGGUGCAGAUGUGUCCCCGUUAGCAGGAGUCAGCUCCUCCUCCACAGACAGCUCCUCCGCCAGCCCCAGGGUCACAGUGGCAAACACGACCACAAGCCACGCCCUGGCAUAAAACGCCCCCCAGUUCAUCCUUUUGUCAGUUGCAAGACUUUGGCCAACCAAUAUAUUUUAGAAUUUAAGAUGCCCAAAAAAUUAUAUCCUUUGAUUUUUUUUUUAAAUGUAUUCUCUAAUGAGUUUUUGCUAGAAUUAUCCUACUCACUUCCUACUUUAACAUAUGGGGAUCUUUAAUCAGUGACAGAAAUCUACUAUCUUCGUAAACAUACAUUAAACAAAGGUCUGUUUCAUUUUAAAGAGACCAGGGCACUGUAAGAGAGGGGGCGUUAAUGCUGGUGUCCUGGUUAAGUUCCACUCUGUGCUAAUACAAUAUGCCCCCCUCCACGUUCCACCUUCAUUCAGUUGCUGAAAAUUUCCUACCUGCUGGUGCAGAAUGGCUGCCACAUGAAAGCCAGGUGGGGCUGUACCGAAUUGGGCUGUGAAAACCACUCUGGAAUUCUUCAGGAUGAAAAGCACGAAUAUAGAUGCAAUACAUUAUUAUUAUUGUAACAAGGCAGGAACAACAACAACAACUACUGAGUUUGUGCAGUGCAAUGGGAGAGGAUCACAAGAGUUUUGCGUGUUUGACAAAAAAGGGUAAUGUUCCCUUUUAACAGCUAUACUAUGCCAGUUGCCAUAAUCUGAAUAUUACAAGACUGUUUGGCAGGUGAGAUGCUAUUUCACACCCAUUGUGCCAAACACCGCCAACUAUUCAGCAGGGACAGCUUCUGGCAGAACAUCUAACAUCUGUAGGCUGAGACUAAUUGAGUCUAACUACUGUUGACGCGGGCAGGACAGUGAGGACCUGUUGUGAAGACUAAAUGCAGCAGCUUGAUUUUAGUGUGAUCUCUGCUGGAUUCCACUCUACAAACUUACUGUAUUAACGCUCCACCAGCUACUUGAAUUGUGGCUUCUCAUAGCCUCUGUUCCAAGAUUCAGUUCUGACUGCCUGGCAGUGCAGGGGAAAACACAGUUCUUGUCCUGUACUCCUAUCUGAACACACUGAGCUUUCAGACAACUUUAGUUUCAGGCAAAUUUAGCUUAAAACUUACAAAUGUUUGUUUUUUUGUAAUUUCUCCAAACUGUUUCUUAAUGAAAUGUUGGAUUCAAUGGCUUUUCUAACUGUUGUUCUUUUGAUUAAAUUAUUCAACCAA